AUGAGAGAAAAUUCGGGGGAUGGUUUAGUUGAAGGCCGAAGACGUCAUCACAGAAGACGCAACCAACACUUGAUGCCGAUGAUGAUGAUGGGUCUCCUGAUUAUGGGCUCCGUUCUCAUACCAAUGGGAUUUCAAUUCCUCGCCGUACUCGGAGGAAAGGCUCUGAUUCUCGCGAAAUUGGCCCUCAUGCUCUCAAGUAUUCAGGGACUCAAGAAAAUAGCGACCAACGGAGUUAAUUACGGUCUCUAUCACACACCAGUGGCAGACGGCUGGCACGAAAGGAGCCAUCACGAAUCUCUGGGUCAUUAUGAAGUGCCGUAUCAGGCGUAUCAACGGCCAUAAUAAAUAGUUACCAUGUAUGUUGUCAUCAACCGUUCGAUCAAUAAUUUUUUAUUUAUUCAUUCAUGUAUCAUUAAUAGUUCUAAUAAUACGCAAUGAAAUCAAAUUUCCUCAAUUAUUAAAAGACAU
Diachasma alloeum is the source of this 468-nucleotide messenger RNA. RefSeq lists its product as uncharacterized. The record is from RefSeq and is a predicted model, not a curated record. Lineage: Eukaryota; Metazoa; Arthropoda; Insecta; Hymenoptera; Braconidae. Bases 1 to 342 code for a protein of 113 amino acids. The transcript is spliced from 2 exons.